GUAGAAACGUGGACGUCACAGAAGAACUCAGUUCAGGAUGAUUCAAAAAGUCGUUGUCGUUGUCCUUGUCGCUCUUGCAGCUGUCGAAGCUGGAUCAAUAUUCGGCGGAUUGGGUGGGGGUAGCAGUAGUGAUGACUCCAGUGCGGGGAUAAUGGAAGGACGCUUAAAGGAGAUGGCUAAACUCACUGAAUUGGUGAAAGUAGCAAAAGUUGUAGAGCUGUGUGACAACCCUACAUCUGUAGUCGAUGUAAAGAAGCGUGCAGAUGGAGCUCUUCUUGACGUAUUCUGCCAGGCCCUAGCGUCCCUUGAAACCUCGGAAAAUGGCAAUAAAAGCGAUGACGACAGUGAGGGGAGUGCCACUGGGAGCUCAGGAUCUGAUGAAGUAAAAGUGGGAAGAGCCAUUGAAAUGGGAGAAAAGAGUGGUGAAAAAAGUGGCAUUAGUUCAGAAGGAAGCAACGAGAUCUCAGAAGAAAACACGAGCGAUGUAGUCGAUGACGAUGAAAAGGUGGAGGGUUUGGUUGCACGAAUGUUAAAAGGCCGUGGAAGGAGUGGCAUGCAAGGAGGCAUGAGAGGUGGAAUGGGUGGAGGCAUGAGAGGAGGAAGGGGUGGUAUGGGAGGUGGAAUGGGAGGCGGUAAAGGAGGCAUGGGAGGUGGAAUGAGAGGUGGAAUGGGUGGAGGCAUGAGAGGAGGAAGGGGUGGUAUGGGAGGUGGAAUGAGAGGUGGCAUGGGAGGAGGAAUGGGAGGCGGUAAAGGAGGCAUGGGAGGUGGAAUGCGAGGUGGUAAAGGUGGCAUGGGUGGAGGCAUGCGAGGCGGUAAAGGUGGCAUGGGAGGAGGAAUGAGAGGUGGACAGAGUAGCAAAGGUGGUAUGCGCCCAGAAGGACCAUUGUCUGACGAAGAUAAGAAGAAAAUGGGAAUGGAGAUAUUGAUGCAACUGGGGAAGAUGUGCAUGAGACUUAAGUCACUAGGGCCCGAGGAACACAGUCUUGACGAAAUGGACGCUGCUUUAGACGGGAGUGGGGCCACGGGAAUUGAGAACUCCUUUAUGAAGGUAUUCCAUUCUCUCGUGACAACGUGUUAUGCAUUAAAAGAUUUGGCGGAACAUGCCGAAGCAAUGAAACCUGAGAGUUAUUAAUUAGAAUUUGGGAUACCCAAUGCGAACAGUCUCCUGAAACUGAUGACAACCAGAGGAUAUCAAGCGUGAACACAAUGUUACCAGUUUGAAAUAAAUGUGCAGUCUGGACUCAUCAUCAACUUUAGUGAAAUGUUUUUAAACGAUUUUCGUAUUGCACAGUUUCUAUUGAGAAUAAAAAGUAAAACCAUCACAUAUAUUAUUUGAUUUAGUUGAUUAAUGUCGUAUCAUUAUGCACGUGAAUAUAGAUAAUGAUUACUUAAGAUAAGAUUAAAUCUUUUUACCUAUUACAUGGGACAAAUAAAGACUCGAGUAAACAG
Messenger RNA from Owenia fusiformis, 1449 nucleotides. NCBI's taxonomy places the organism in Eukaryota, Metazoa, Annelida, Polychaeta, Sabellida, Oweniidae. The record is from the annotation of a GenBank genome assembly.